AUGAAUACCCCUGAACUCUCCUUUGGGAUCGUGAUUCUGCUCCAGUUCAGCAUUGGGAUCUCAUUGAAUAUAUUCCUUCUCCUAUUUUAUCUCCGUAUGCUCUCCACCACCCCAAGUUCUCCAGACUUGAUCAAUGCCCACUUGACUUUGGCCAACACCAUCAUCCUUUUCACCAGUGGGAUCCCAGACACCUUGUCAGCAUGGGGACUGAGGAAUUUCCUGAACACUGGUGGUUGUAAAAUCCUUAUGUAUCUGUACCGCGUGGCCCGGGGUCUGGCCAUCUGCAGCACCUGCCUCCUGAGCAUGUUCCAGGCUGUGACCAUCAGCCCCAGGACCUCCCGGUGGGCCCGGGUCAAAGCCAGGUUACCCCAGUGCAUUGCCCCCUCCUGCCUCUUGUCCUGGGGCCUCAGUCUGCUCAUUGAUUUUGAUACAAUGAUACUUAUGACAGGCCCCCAGAAUAGCAGCAGUGUUCAACUCAUGCUGGACCUCAAAUAUUGCUCCAAAGUCAGCGUCAGUGUGGAAACCACCCUGCUCAUCGCCAUCGUGCCCUCCCUCCGUGACCUUGUCUUCGUGGGGCUCAUGAGCGUGGCUAGCGGGUACAUGGUGUUUGUCCUACACAGGCACCACCGGCAGUUCCGAUACCUCCACUCACCCAGACGGUCCCCCAGGGUGAUGCCCGAGGUCAGGGCGGCCAAGAGGAUCGUGGCCCUGGUCACCCUUUACGUCUUCCUUUACGGACGGCAGACCAUCAUGCUGAGCAUCAUAUUAAACAUGAAAGAGAAGUCCCCUCUGUUGAUUAAUAGUCAUUUGGCUUUUCUGCUCACUUUCUCAGCCAUCAGUCCAUUUCUGAUGAUUCACAGUGACAGAAGGAUGAAAAAAUUCUGGGUGAGGUAA
Molecule: messenger RNA, 894 nt
Organism: Ornithorhynchus anatinus (platypus)
Lineage: Eukaryota; Metazoa; Chordata; Mammalia; Monotremata; Ornithorhynchidae
Product: vomeronasal 1 receptor ornAnaV1R3200
Biological process (GO): G protein-coupled receptor signaling pathway
Cellular component (GO): membrane
Molecular function (GO): pheromone receptor activity
Source: RefSeq, marked inferred